GAAGCGAAGCCUGCAACCUAAUGUGUGAGUUUCAGCGUUUACGUCACAACCUCCCGGUCGCGCGACCGGGUCAGAGUUCCAACUCCGAGGCUUCAGCCGCGACCGUUGCUCUCGAAGAUACUAUCGAUUGAUAGCGCCACGGCCCCCAACUUCAUUUCGCGUCCGGCGCAUCACACUAUCAGCUGUUCUGCUCCGACUCGGAGGCACCUGGUCGCUCGUCGCGUUUGCAAAGGAGCGAUGGCGAGCCCCGCCGGCGGCGAGGACAGCGUGUUGGGCGCCGUGGGGGACGUGGUGCAGCAGAUGGCCCAGGGGCUGGCGCGCAUGCAGGACGCCAUGCGCCAGCAGCACCAGGAGGCGCAGCGCCACUUCGAGGAGCGCCUGCAGGACACCUUCCGACAGCAGCUGCAGGAGGUGCACGUCCAGCACGAGGCGCGACUGCAGGAGGCUCUUCGCCUGCAAGAGCAAAAGCUGCAGGAGGACUUCCAGCAACACCUGCAAGCGGCACUUCACCAGCAGGAGGCGCGGUUCCUGGCUGCACUGAGAAGGGAGGGGAGAGUCGACGGGAGCGAGCUCAUGCACACGACCUCUGCAGGCGCCGCCGCGCAGCUGGAGGGGCUGGAGGCGCGCAUGCACAAGCUGGAGGAGUCGGUGGAGCGGGCGCUGGCGGACGUGGUGCCCCGCGUGGACGCCGUGCUCGUCCACCUGGAGAGGCAGCCUGCCGCAGCCGCCGCGCCCGACGCCGCGCCGCCGCAGCCGCAGCUGCAGCCGGCGCCGCCCGCCCACGAGGACGCCUACAGG
Molecule: messenger RNA, 798 nt
Organism: Gryllus bimaculatus (two-spotted cricket)
Lineage: Eukaryota; Metazoa; Arthropoda; Insecta; Orthoptera; Gryllidae
Source: the annotation of a GenBank genome assembly